AUGCCCCCCUACGCCCUCAUCACGCCCUUCCUCAUCCGCGCCCUCCUCCAUCUCCCCUUCCCUCAGACAUUCUUCCAGCCAGACGAAUUCUAUCAAGCUCUCGAGCCGGCCCACCAGAAAGUUUUUGGAUAUGGCUAUCUGUCUUGGGAAUGGACUGACCUGCCUCGGAGGGUGGUCGAAGCUGCGGUGGGGCUGGGAGGGCAGGAUGUAGUGGAGAAGUGGUGGGAUGAAACAGUUGUAGGCGGGAGGAUGAGAGGGUGGAUAUGGCCUGGGUUGUUUACCGGAGUGUAUAAGAUCCUUCAAAGUGCAGGACUUGAUCAAGGAGUCAUGCUUACUUUGGCGCCGAGAAUAGUCGGGGUCAUUGUCGCGGGCCUGACGGAUUAUUACACAUAUCGACUGUCUUCCAAGAUGCUUGGACAUGGAUCGGCCCCAACGGCACUCUUCCUCUCUCUUACCUCCCUCUUCAAUGCCCACCUUCUUCCCCGCGCCCUAUCCACCUCUCCCGAGACUCUCCUCACUUUGAUGGCCAUCUACUACUUUCCUUUACCCCAUCCCGUCCCCACCCAUAUCGAAGACCUCAAAAGGGGAGCGCGGUUGAUACCUGUAGGCAAUCGCGGCAAGAGUGCAAAAGAGGCAGAAGAAGCGGAGAUGGAGAUUUUGGGCGUGGAGGAUUCGGAUGCGACUUUUUGGGGGGUCAACGAGUUGGACUAUGUGGUGAUGGAUAGGACCGGUCCGGCUGUGGAAAGGUGGCCUGUGCAUAAGGAUAGAUUGGCGCUAUCUAUCGGACUAGCUGCUUUGGCUAUCUGUGUUCGACCUACAAUGCUGAGCUUCUGGACGUUCUUAGGGAUCAACCUGCUUUACAGAUCAUUCAGAUCUAAAGGGUUGUUAUCAGCCGUCACAGUCGCUGUCGUUGCAUUCUUGAGUUUUAUCUCCGUCUUUGCAGCCUCGACUGGCUUUGACUAUUACAUGACGGGACGCCUGUACUUUCCACUACUGACAUUCAUCCACCAAAAUUUGUUUCUCGACAUCUCCUCCUUCUACGGCCGCACUACGCCUCUAUACCACCUCACUCAGAGCUUGCCGCUCAUGCUCUUUCCUAUCUGGAUCUGGUGGGCGAAAGGUUUCGCUGCUGCCUUACUCCCUUCUUCUAUCCUACCUGCCUCGUUGUCAAAAUAUGACAGGCAAGAGGGCAUGACUAUCCUCGCCCGUGCCAUCACAUUCACAAUCACCACCCUCUCCCUCAGCCCUCACUCUGAAUGGCGCUUCCUCCACCCCCUCCUCCCACCUCUCCUCCUCUUUGCCAUCCCCUCCUUCUCCCUUUCCUACACCCCCACCAUCCUCGGCGCAUACUUUCCCGUCCGCUCUUUCCGCCAGUACCUCCGCAUGGACAAGAUUCCCUUUUACACGGUGCUCUUUGCUGGUGUUGUGCCGUUUGUAUACUUGAAUGUGUGGCAUGGUGCGGCGCAGGUGGGUGUCAUGGAUGUACUGCGGAGUGGGAAGCUGGGGGAGAUGCAAGGGCUGGUGGUGCUGGGGCCGUGCCAUAGUGUGCCGUGGAUGAGCCAUUUGCAUGAGGAUGUGCCGGGAUGGUUCUUGACUUGUGAACCUCCCGUCGGAGUCGAUGCCAGUACAUACCAGACCGAACAAGAACUGUUCUACGCCGACCCUGUCGGAUACCUCUAUUCAACCUUCCCCGCUCCUCCUUCUUCCAACGCACUCACCAACCUCACUUCCUACCCUUCCCAUGUCAUCCUCUUUGGCGAGCUUCUCUCACGAUCUGGUUUCCUCCUCACGGACGAAACGGAUGACACUGGGCUACAGAUGAAGCAGAGUACGGUUGAACAGGCGUUCGAGAUGCUGGGGUAUGGUCAAGUUUGGGAGGGGUGGGAUGGGUUUGAUUUGGCGCAGGAUGAGGAUGAGAGGAAGGGAGGGGUUAGGGUUUGGAGGAAAGAGUAG
Messenger RNA from Cryptococcus wingfieldii CBS 7118, 1953 nucleotides. RefSeq names its product phosphatidylinositol glycan, class B. Gene Ontology annotation, cellular component: endoplasmic reticulum membrane. The transcript is spliced from 6 exons. Gene Ontology annotation, molecular function: alpha-1,2-mannosyltransferase activity. NCBI's taxonomy places the organism in Eukaryota, Fungi, Basidiomycota, Tremellomycetes, Tremellales, Cryptococcaceae. Gene Ontology annotation, biological process: GPI anchor biosynthetic process. The coding region runs from base 1 to 1953 and encodes 650 amino acids. The record is from RefSeq and is a predicted model, not a curated record.